Odobenus rosmarus divergens (Pacific walrus) is the source of this 1038-nucleotide messenger RNA. It is a transcript of the gene PEX10, whose product is annotated as peroxisomal biogenesis factor 10. Gene Ontology annotation, molecular function: zinc ion binding. NCBI's taxonomy places the organism in Eukaryota, Metazoa, Chordata, Mammalia, Carnivora, Odobenidae. Gene Ontology annotation, biological process: protein import into peroxisome matrix. The record is from RefSeq and is a predicted model, not a curated record. Gene Ontology annotation, cellular component: peroxisomal membrane. The coding region runs from base 8 to 988 and encodes 326 amino acids. The transcript has 6 exons.
CGCAGACAUGGCUCCCGCGGCCGCCGGCCCCGCGGAGGUGGUUCGCGCGGCACAGAAGGACGACUACUACCGCGGCGGCCUGCGGAGCGCGGCGGGCGGCGCCCUGCACAGCUUGGCGGGUGCAAAGAGGUGGCUGGAGUGCAGGAGAGAGGUCGAGCUGCUGUCGGAUGUGGCCUACUUUGGCCUCACCACAUUUGCAGGCUACCAGACCCUCGGGGAGGAGUAUGUUGGUGUCAUCCAGGUGGACCCAUCCCGGAGCAGAGUGCCCUCAAGGCUGCGCCGUGGUGUGCUGGUGGCGCUGCACACCAUCCUGCCCUACCUUCUGGACAAGGCCCUGCUGCACCUGGAGCUCGAGCUGCAGGCUGAUGCCAAUGGCGCCAGGCCCUCGCAGGGCAGCCUCACACUGGGCGGGCGUGGCCGGUCAGGAUCGAGGCACUGGGUGCGCCAGCACGUGGCUGCCCUGACAGAGCAGCAGAAGAGGACGCUCCUGCGGGCUGUUCUGGUGCUCAAGCAGGGCCUCGGCUACCUCCGGCGGCUCCACGUUGCCUGGUUCUACAUCCAUGGCGCCUUCUACCACUUGGCCAAGAGGCUCACAGGAGUCACUUACCUUCGCGUCCGCUGCCCGGCUACAGAGGACCUGAGGGCCCGAGACAGCUACAGGCUGCUGGGGCUCGUGUCCCUGCUACACCUGGCGCUGUCCGUGGGCCUGCAGCUGCACGGCUUCCGGCAGCGGCAACGCGCCCGGCGGGAGUGGAAGCUGCACCGCGGCCUGUCUCAGCACAGGAGCCACAUGGAAGAGAAAGCUGUUUCUAGAAACUCCAUGUGUACGCUGUGCCUGGAGGAACGCAGACACUCCACAGCCACGCCCUGCGGCCACCUCUUCUGCUGGGAGUGCAUCACCCAGUGGUGCGACACCAAGACGGAGUGCCCUCUCUGCAGGGAGAAGUUCCCUCCCCAGAAGCUUGUCUACCUGCGGCACUAUCGCUAACCUGACCGAGGACAGAGGACCCCAGGACUCUUUCUUGGUAUCAGGAGAGA